This is a messenger RNA of Dermatophagoides farinae (American house dust mite), 2390 nucleotides long. Its product is annotated as glycosyltransferase 25 family member. Lineage: Eukaryota; Metazoa; Arthropoda; Arachnida; Sarcoptiformes; Pyroglyphidae. The record is from RefSeq and is a predicted model, not a curated record. Gene Ontology annotation, molecular function: procollagen galactosyltransferase activity.
UUCAAUAUAUCAAUAUAUCAAUAUAUAGUGAUGAAACGCGAUGAAUGUUUACAUUUCGGAUAUUUUUGCUUGAAUUUUUCCAUGUGUAUGGGUGGCCGCCCAUUUUCUGUCAUCUAGUCAAGUGGUGGUGAUAAUACCAUAUGGAUUAUCCCAUUGUUCACAGUGGAUGAAGUCUUGAAUUCAUUCGAAAAAUUAUCAAAUCAUAAUGUUUGUCGUUCAGCUAGUUUGUCGUUUAUCAUUAUUGUUGUUUAUUGUUUCCCAUCGAUUUAAAUUGAUCUCAUCGAUAGAUUCAUAUCAUGAUGAAACAUCGGCAGCAACAACAAACUUGGAUGAAUAUCUUUUACCCACCAUUCAAAUUGUGAUAUUAAUCCAUCCGUAUAAUAAAGCUCAAUUCUUGCCAUAUUGUCUUGGUGCUAUUGAAUCGCAGAAAUAUUCUAAAAAUCGUAUCAGAAUCAAAUUGAUUACUGAAAGAAUAUUCUAUGAAGAAUCGAAUGAUCCAUUAUAUCGGGAGCCUGACGAUAUCGAUGUCAUAUUGGAUGAACGUAUCCGAGUGAAUGAACAAACAAUUCGAAUGAUGAAAAGAUGGUCUCGUGCAAAUGAAGACCAUUAUAAUGAUAUUGAAUUAUCAAUUAUCAAUGUUCGAUUACCAAUGGAUUCAAUCAAUUCAUUGAACUAUUGGAAUAAAGAUCAUUAUAGUCGUUUGAUUGAUUAUAAAAAUUAUGAAUUAUAUCAAUCAUUUUUAAUAUGGGCUGAUUGGCUCAUUUUCUUGGAUUCGGAUGUUAUUCUCACGAAUCCAAUGGUGUUUCAUAAUCUUACCGCCAUAUCGGAUCAGGAGGUGGUUAUUGCACCGAUGCUUAAAUCAUUUAAUACAUAUUCCAAUUUUUGGGCUGGAAUGGAUGACACUGGUUAUUAUAUUCGUUCAGACGAUUAUCUACCAAUAUUGGAACGUAAACAACGUGGAAAAUUUUCUGUUCCUAUGAUACAUAGUUGUUUAUUUAUUAAUUUACGCAAAACAGCAUCACGUUCAUUGACAUUCGAUCCGUUAGAAAUACAACAGCUAAUCGACACAAUGCAACCAGCCCAUUCAUGGAAAAUUCCCUAUGAUGAUAUAAUCGCAUUUGCCAAAUCAGCUACAUUGAAUGGAAUCAAGCUUUAUGUAGAUAAUAAUGAGAUUUGGGGCUGGAUACCAUUGCCCAUUGUUGAGGAUAAAUAUUCAUUCGAACAAACACGGCAAACAUUGAUUGAUUUAGAGCUAGAAUCCUUGAUUGAAGGACCAUUGUUUCCAAUAUCAUCAUCAUUAGAACAAUUUGUUGAAAGUGACGAAAAUUACGAUACAUUAGGCGUGGAUCAAAUCUAUGUAAUAAAUCUAGCACGACGACCAGAACGACGAAAACGAAUGGAACAAUGUCUGAAUCUAUUGGGUAUACGAGCAAAAUUUAAAAUGGCUACCGAUGGUAAAGAAUUGAAUGAAGAAUUUCUACAAAAACAUGGAAUACAUACCUUGGAUGGUUAUGUUGAUCCAUAUCAUAAACGGCCAAUAACAUUCGGUGAGAUUGGCUGUUUUCUUUCCCAUUAUCGUGUCUGGGAAGAAGCUUCAAGAGAAAAUUAUUCCAAAAUAAUUGUACUUGAAGAUGAUGUUCGUUUUGAUUGGAAUUUUCGUUCACAGUGGUCACAGAUUUUCAAUCGUUUCGAAACAUUAUCAAAUCAAUAUGAUUUUCUUUAUUUAGGACGAAAACUAAAUGAUGGCCAAUAUGAUAAAGAAGAAAUUAUUGACGAAUUAUUUGUGAGACCAAGAUAUUCAUAUUGGACAAUUGGUUAUCUAUUAACCCGAAAUGGUAUUGAAAAAUUAUUACAAGCAAAUCCAUUGAAUCGUAUGAUACCGGUUGAUGAAUUUUUACCACUUAUGUAUGGUGCACAUAUUAAUGAAACAUUAAUGGAAAUGUUUUUUCAUCAACAUAUGAAUAAUGAUGAUAAAUUACAAGCAUUAAGCUUAAGACAUUUAAUUAUUUCACCAACACAUUAUGUUGGUGAUCCAUUAUAUAUAAGCGAUACAGAACAGUCAAAUAAAUUGGAUAAUAAUAUCGAUCAUCAUCCAAUAAUAAUGGAUAAUAAAAAUUCAUUACCAAUCAAUGUUGUUGAGCAUGACCACGACGAAAUAAUUGAAUGGAAUAAUAAUAAUGAUCAUGAUCAUGAUGGUAAUCAUGGACGAUGGAUGAAUAUACAGCCACCACCACCACCAUCAUCAUCGGAUGAUAAUGUUGGAAAAAUUCAACAUUUUGAUUUAUAAAAAUAGCUAUUAUUUUCUAGUCUUUUGAAUGAUUCUAAUCUGUCUGAUUUUCGUAAUAAAUAAAAGUUUUUUUUUCUUGUGAAAAGAUAUAUCUUUUCUUAAA